This is a messenger RNA of Manihot esculenta (cassava), 782 nucleotides long. Its product is annotated as agamous-like MADS-box protein MADS3. The transcript has 8 exons. The record is from RefSeq and is a predicted model, not a curated record. Gene Ontology annotation, cellular component: nucleus. Bases 1 to 729 code for a protein of 242 amino acids. Gene Ontology annotation, biological process: positive regulation of transcription by RNA polymerase II. Gene Ontology annotation, molecular function: RNA polymerase II cis-regulatory region sequence-specific DNA binding; protein dimerization activity; DNA-binding transcription factor activity, RNA polymerase II-specific. Lineage: Eukaryota; Viridiplantae; Streptophyta; Magnoliopsida; Malpighiales; Euphorbiaceae.
AUGGGGAGAGGAAGACUCGAGCUGAAGAGAAUAGAGAACAAAAUCAACCGUCAGGUCACCUUCUCCAAAAGAAGGAAUGGAUUGUUGAAGAAAGCUUAUGAGCUCUCUGUGCUUUGUGAUGCUGAAGUUGCCCUUAUCGUUUUCUCUAGUCGGGGCAAGGUCUAUGAAUUUGGCAGUGCUGGUACAACCAAAACCCUUGAGCGGUAUCAACGCUGCUGCUUCACUCCCCAAGGUAACAGCAUUGAACGCGAAACACAGGGUUGGUAUCAAGAGUUAACAAAGUUAAAGGCAAAAUAUGAAUCUCUUCAACGUACUCAAAGGCAUUUGCUUGGGGAAGAUCUCGGGCCGCUGAGUUUGAAGGAACUGCAAAAUCUUGAAAAGCAGCUUGAAGGAGCUCUUGCACUAGCUAGGCAAAGAAAGACACAGAUUUUAAUAGAGCAAAUGGAAGAUCUCCGCAAAAAGGAGCGUCACCUUGGGAACUUAAACAAGCAACUUAAAUUGAAGCUGGACGCAGAAGUACAAAGUCUAGCCCUCCAAGACCUAUGGAACUCUGGUGCAGCAGAUGGACAUAGCAACUUUGCUUUGCAUGCUCCUCAAUCCAACCACCUGGACUGCGAGCCUGGACCCGUCCUACAAAUAGGGUACCAUCACUUUGUUGAAGCUGAAGGAUCUUCUGUUCCAAGAAGCAUGGUGAGUGAGACUAACUUCGAGCGGGGAUGGGUCCUUUGAACAGUAGUUGAUCCUACAUCUACAUAUGUUUGAUUAAAGUCUAAAUGGUUUCU